Somion occarium is the source of this 788-nucleotide messenger RNA. NCBI's taxonomy places the organism in Eukaryota, Fungi, Basidiomycota, Agaricomycetes, Polyporales, Cerrenaceae. The record is from the annotation of a GenBank genome assembly.
UCUGCCGUCGUUCUCGUCGUCCUCGUAGUUCCGUUCAUCGUCCUUGACAUUCAUUAUUCUCUUCCCCCACGAUGCGCAUUUCGUCCGUACUCUUUGGUGUACUUGCGCUGCGCGUUGCGUCGGUGCUAGGACAAGUGACCCAGACGCUGAUCGAUGAUCUUGGACAAACGGUUGUGGAGGUUGUUACAACCGAUCCUCUUGGUUUGCUCACCACCGACACUCUCCUGACCCUCACAACCACUACAACACCUACUACCACCGCGACGACAGCGACAACCACAACGCCCGAUGUUCAACAAGGGCCGGUUGGAAUGCCUGCAACUCAACCUCCUGCGGCGGGACCUACACAAUACGUUUAUACCACCACCGACGCCCUCGGAGAAAUUAUUCAAGUAACAGACACCUUCACACCAACCUUUGCAUCAUCUGAGGGCGUCCGACCGACACUCACGGGUACCAUUCUCGACUACAGCGAAUGGCUCACCAUGGUCGGCGGAACAAGCAGUGCUGCUGUAAGACCCAAUGCUGCGGCCUCUCAGUGGGAGGUCAAUAAAUUCGUCGUUGGUGCAUUUGCAGCAACGUUGAGCGCGAUCCUUGGGGGUGCCUGGAUGGUACUCUGACCGAUACCCAUUACCACUUGAUACGUGGUAUAAUGGUUUUGGCCCAUUUGACGAUCCUGGAUGUGGAUAUAUGGACUUGAACGAAUUGGAACACUAAUGCAUGCAUCGUAAUAUCUCGGACUUUGGACUAUCACUGUCUUCAUUUUAUACACACCUCUUUGACAACUC